UUCAUGUUCGGUUCGUUCUGUGGCACUUAGAUUUGUUUUGUGAAGAGAUUUUCUGAUUCAUUUUAAAAAGUGCAAUUCUGGUGGAAAUUUAUUUUGCCUAUUGAGGCGAACUCAGUGCACGAAGCAGAUUAGUCACGCGGUCGUCGAAAGAACCAGAAAAUAAGGAAUCGAAUAUUUGUAAAUGUUCUAUUGAAGAAAGAAUUCUUCAAUCCAUUUCCAAAGCGCUCUUUGCGUUCUUGCUAUUGCUUGAAUUCGCAUUCCUUGAACAAACGUAUUGUCGGCACUUGAAGUUUUUCGAAAGGACUGCUUAAUUUUUCCAAAGCGCGUUUCGGGUUGCAUCUUCUGCUGCUUUUUGAAUGAGCAUUCGUUGAACGAAACAGAUUGUCACUUGAGGAUUUGGGGAAAAACGGAUGAUGUCCAACGAGGCAACCGGCAUCAGUGACGAAGCGAGCAGCAUAUCGAACAGCAACACUCCUGGGGGCAGCAGCAACGCGGCGACGAACAAAAAACUGCACACUCAAGCGAACAAAGCAUUCGCACUUCUUGCGAGCGAGUGCGGUUUUAAAGUAGAAACUACCGAGGACCAUUUGAAACGUUUACAAAAUCUGCGCAAAGAAAUCAAUUAUAUUAACGAGACCGAUUGGAUGUACGAGAGUUUGGACAAGAAGCCGCAGCAAUAAAAUGUUAACUUUUGUUCGCAAUUUUCUCCAAAGUCCUGAACAGCAGCGCGAGCUUAAACAGGAGCUUCUGGAGAAGGAGACACAGUUUCUGGACCAUGAAGUAUUGACGGAAGAGCUGGAAACUGAAGCAUUAGUUUCCUGCAUGAAGGACAUCAUCAUAAAUACGGUCGAAGGCGAAGUGGCAGAUAAUCUCAACACUGGCGUUGGCGUUAACAAAGUUCCAGGCGCCUUAUGUACAUCCCAAAAAGGCGUCAUCACCAAAAUCUCUUCAAACAGCGGCGUCAUUGACGAUUUUACUUGCUUCGAUGCGCAGGCCGCUGGAACGAUAUUUGCGGAUCUGCAUCCCGGUUGUGUUGUGGAAUAUUUGUCCUACCAAAAUGAUAAGACCAACUACAAGAAGGUGGUCAAAAUUCAAAAUGUAGUGGAGGACAACUGGGAUUUGGGCACGGUGAAGAUACAAGAUGCUGUUGAGGCGCUCAGAAAGGAAAAGCGCACCAUCUUCAACACGCAGCUACGAAGUGUCCCAGGAUUAAUCACCGCACGUCUACCUUCUGCCAUUUACGUGGACACGGCCUAUAACAAACAGGAGGUGGACUUGGACUCUGUUGAGCUUACAUUCAUACCCAAGGAGGGUGAUCGUGUUAUCCUGGAAUGUAACGUACAGCUGGAUACAUCCUAUGCGGACCAAGCAGGCGAAAUUCUGCAAGUGUUGAAAGUUUUGCCAUCACUUAUGAAAAUUGGUGAAAAGCUAACGGUUGACAAGGUUUUUGAAAACAUAACCGUUCUCUCCGGAGAUGCCUAUAUAUUUCAGCAGGAUGUGCCCCCAGGCACGCAGUUGCAUUUGGGCGACAUUGUGAAGGCGGACCUGAUUGAGUGUGAUUACAAUGAUUUCGUACAUCGUGCCAUCAAAAUUGAGAUGCUGGAGAAGAACUUUGGCGAGAUAUGCCGGCAACCAAACACGACCAGCCUUUAUGCUGUGAACAUCGUUGGCGAAGAACGUUGCAUUCUCACUAAACUGUGGGAGAAGAAAAAUGUGACGUUGAAAAUAGAGAAUAAUUUGACGCGCACGGUUCUCCUCAAAGAAAUCGAAUUGCGAAAGGGUCCCGAUUCACUGAUCAGUGUGGUUGAGCCGCUGGGUGAAGCUAAAAUAGGUGCUGGCGGUCAAUUGUCGGUCAUAUUCGAGGUGCAGUCCAAGUUCUUUGGCGAAUCAAAGGAACUAUUUACAUUGGUGUUUGAUAAAUUUCGUGUUAAACGCUCGUUCAUCAUCAUUGUGUGCGAGUCGGAGGAGCUGGCCCAGGAGGCGGAACGUCGUUUGGUUGCCUCAGCCCAGAUGAACACCAAUGGCCGUACAGUGGCCCAACGCUCGCGUUACUAUGCCCAUCAGGUGUGGUCCAACAAGUUCGAUGUGGUGCCUGGCGAAUGCAUAGCCACCAAGCGUCGUUUUGUGCCCGUUCGGCUGGGCUUUUAUGAAGUACCCGAACAGCUGCGUCUCUUAUAUUUGACCAUAGAGCGUCGCAGAGAGAUGUUAGGGGCCAUUGAGAAACAGUAUCCGUGCUUGAAGGAGGAGCUUUGCAUGAACAACUAUGUGCAGCGCUUCAGUCUGUUUCUGCACUUGGAGGAGAUUGACUAUUUCAUUAGUUUUCGUAAUUACGAUCGCGACCGCGCUCAUUUCCAACGUGAUGGACAAUUUCUAUCGCUACAAAUUGAGAAUCUCGCAGAACGUCGUCCCUCGCUGGUCGUGGGCGAUGUUGUGCAUGCAAUCAACAUCUGGGGCGCAGUCAAGCCCAAUCCAAAGAUCUUCGAGGGCAUUGUCCACAAGGUGCUCUUCGAUCGGGUGCUGCUCAAAUUUAAUGCUGGCUUCCAUGAACAAUACAAUGGCUCGGAUUAUAGUCUGCAGUUCCAUUUCUCUCGUUUCGGCUUUCGCAAGCAACAUUUUUCGAUCUCACGCAUUAUAAGCCAUAUGGGGGAAAAGUUUCUCUUCCCCACAAAGGUUACAAAGCGCAACAAUCCCCAAUUAGAGGUCAGUCUUGUUGACGACAAGGACAUGUAUAUCUAUGACACCAAACUAGAUUGGUACAAUCCAAGCCUAAACUCUAUACAGAAACGUGCCGUUUAUAAUGUGCUGCGGGGCGAGACUGAAUGUAUGCCUUAUGUCAUCUUUGGACCACCCGGCACGGGCAAAACUGUGACUCUGGUGGAGACCAUUCUCCAGUUGGUUAAAAAUUUGCCCAGUGCCCGAUUGCUGGUGGGUGCUCCCUCAAAUAGUUCUGCGGAUUUGAUUACCAAACGUCUAAUUGAGAGCGGCGCAACGACUCCGGGCUCCUUCAUACGUCUAGUGUCCCAGAACCAGAUUGAGAAGGAUCUUAUUCCAACUGAACUGAUGCCCUAUUGUGCCACCGUUGACAUUGGCUCUAUAGGCACGGUUCAUGAUACGAUGGUCGUCACGGAGCAGGGCUUGAAGUUGCGCUGCCAAAUGAAGUUCUUGGGCAUUUAUCGCGUCACCAUCAGCACCUGCACCACAUUGGGCAACUAUUUACAAAUGGGUUUCCCUCCCGGACACUUCUCGCAUGUGCUUAUCGACGAGGCUGGCCAGUGUACCGAGCCAGAGACAAUCAUUCCAAUAGUGUUGCUGCCACGCAAUCACGGCCAAGUAGUACUUGCUGGCGAUCCCCAUCAGCUACAGGCAAUCGUUAUCAAUCGCUAUGCGGCCGAGCGUGGCUUUCAAGUGUCGUUUUUGGAGCGUCUCCUCGAGCGUCCACCAUAUCGAAAGGAUUUACAGCGCUAUCCCAAUACCUCGGGCUACAAUCCAAUUCUGCUCACCAAGCUCUUGUACAAUUAUCGUUCCCUUCCAUCCAUUAUGUCGACCUAUAGCAAAUUGUUCUACGACAAUGAACUCAUUCCAAUGGUCUCCCCUGUGGAUUCGCGUGAGGUGCGCUUGUUGGAAGUGCUGCAGUCUGUAUUCAAACCGAACAACCGUGACUUGCCACGCACACACGGAACCAUAUUCUAUGGAGUUUUGGGCGAGAAUAAGCAGGAACCUGAUUCCCCAUCGUGGUUCAAUUAUGCCGAGGCGAAUGAAGUCUUCAUUACUGCCAUAGCCCUCUACCGUUUCAAUGUACAUCCCGAUCAAAUAGGCAUCCUAACCCCAUAUAUUAAGCAGGUAAAGACGUUGCGAAAUAUGUUUAUUGCCUCCGAUGUGAAAAUGCCAAAAAUAGGGUCAGUGGAGGAGUUUCAGGGACAGGAACGCGACGUAAUGCUCAUCUCAACUGUACGUUCAACUGAAUCUAUUCUACGCCAGGAUCGCCGUCUUUGUUUGGGUUUUGUGCGCUGCAACAAACGCAUGAAUGUUGCCAUUUCCCGUGCUCGUUCUCUGAUGAUCAUCUUUGGCAAUCCACACUUGCUAUCUGUGGACGACUGCUGGCGCCAGCUCAUACUCUUCUGUGCCAAUAAUAACGCCUACUUUGGCUGUGAGAUGCCCGUAUCACUGCUAGAAAGUAACCAGAAGACAGAGGACUCCGACAAUGAGGAUACCUUCGACUGUGUGCGUUAAUAUCGAUGGAAAAAGUACCUUUUCCAAAGCCUUGAAAUCAAACCAAAUCAUUAAUGAAUGAUUUAAAAUCGUUUUUAUUUUUUUCUUUAUAUAUAUUAUUUUUUAUUAACGUUUUGAUUACGGAUUUGUACGCAUUUAAAAUGACUGAAACAAAUAUUCUUUUUUUAUAUUAACGUUUUACGAAGACAAAGCAAUCAAAAAAUUGUUAUUUUCAACUUAAACUAUUAUGUGUGAAUCAAACAAAAUAUGAUAGACUCUGCAAAUUGUAUUUUAAUGACAGCCUUAUAGAAAUGGUGGUCCCUAUGGGGCAUCCAUUUACUUGCAUAAAUAUAACUUUAAAAUCCCAAUGAACCAAACGAAUCUUAUGUAAUUAAGGCUUGAUUGAAAUAAAUAUGAUAACACCAAAAAUAA
Messenger RNA from Scaptodrosophila lebanonensis, 4641 nucleotides. RefSeq names its product probable RNA helicase armi (gene armi). The coding region runs from base 682 to 4230 and encodes 1182 amino acids. Lineage: Eukaryota; Metazoa; Arthropoda; Insecta; Diptera; Drosophilidae. The transcript is spliced from 9 exons. The record is from RefSeq and is a predicted model, not a curated record. Gene Ontology annotation, molecular function: helicase activity.